Molecule: messenger RNA, 2265 nt
Organism: Penicillium roqueforti
Lineage: Eukaryota; Fungi; Ascomycota; Eurotiomycetes; Eurotiales; Aspergillaceae
Gene: creB
Exons: 3
Coding region: 1-2265 (754 amino acids)
Biological process (GO): protein deubiquitination
Cellular component (GO): cytosol; nucleus
Molecular function (GO): cysteine-type deubiquitinase activity; cysteine-type endopeptidase activity
Source: RefSeq, a predicted model, not a curated record
AUGAAGGCGCUCUUCUCCAAGGGCUCCAAGAAUGGGGCUUCAAACCCCCCGGCCACGGCGCCACCCGUGAAAAAAGACUUCCAGGUACCGCAGAUUUCCCCUCUGGAAAAGAGGCUGCAGGACAUGGGUCCCAUCCGCGACGACGGCAGCGACAAGUUUUAUGGAAUGGAAAAUUAUGGAAACACUUGUUACUGUAACUCCAUCCUGCAAUGUCUCUAUUACUCAGUGCCCUUCCGCGAAGCCGUCAUCAACUACCCACAACGCACACCCAUGGACAGCCUCGAGGCUGCCCUCGCGAAGAACCUACGUUACCAGAACCCAAAUGCCCACCUCGAAGCCGAGGCGCUGGCUGCCCGACAAAAGGCCUCGUCCCCACCAUCCGCGCGCCAGGCCGGUGUGCCCCCAAAUCCCAACCAGAAGCCGGAGGACAAGGAGUCGCCGGAAUACAAGAAGAAAGUGGCACUUCAGACCCUGCCGAUUUUGGAAACCAAGAACAAUGCGACCAGUUAUGGGAUGUCGGAGUCCUUGUUCACUUCGCUCAAGGACAUCUUCGAAUCGGUCGUAGGAAGCCAAGCACGCAUUGGUAUCGUUCGCCCGCAGCAGUUCUUGGACAUUCUCCGUCGCGAGCACGAGAUGUUCCGGACCGCCAUGCACCAGGAUGCGCAUGAGUUUUUGAAUUUGCUCCUCAACGAGGUCGUCGCCAAUGUGGAAACGGAAGCCACGAAGCAGGCAUUCAUCGACAAGGCUCUGCCACCAACAGCAAGUGCCGACUCCUUGGGAAUGGUGCCAUCUAGCACGGGUUCGAAAUCGCCCAAUACUACCAGAUGGGUUCACGAGCUGUUCGAGGGGACUCUGACGUCCGAGACCAAGUGUCUCACCUGUGAAAAGGUGUCGCAGCGAGACGAAGUAUUCUUGGAUUUAUCGGUGGAUCUCGAGCAGCAUUCGUCCGUGACCUCUUGUCUGAGAAAGUUCUCGGCCGAGGAGAUGCUCUGUGAGCGGAAUAAGUUCCACUGCGACAACUGCGGCGGACUGCAAGAAGCGGAAAAGCGGAUGAAGAUCAAACGUUUGCCACGUGUGCUGGCUUUGCAUUUGAAGCGUUUCAAAUACACAGAGGACUUGCAGCGACUGCAGAAGCUGUUCCAUCGCGUCGUCUAUCCCUACCAUCUUCGUCUAUUUAACACCACGGACGAUGCCGAGGAUCCAGACCGUCUUUACGAAUUGUAUGCGGUGGUGGUGCACAUUGGCGGAGGACCGUAUCACGGCCACUACGUUGCCAUUAUCAAGACCGAAGACCGUGGCUGGCUGCUGUUCGACGACGAGCUCGUGGAACCAGUUGACAAAAGUUACGUGCGCAACUUCUUUGGAGAUCGACCCGGACUCGCAUGUGCCUAUGUUCUUUUCUAUCAAGAGACAACUAUCGAGGCUGUCCUGCGCGAGCAGGCGCAAGAGAAUCAGGCCCCCAUGGCCGGGGCAGCCGAAACAAGCGAGGCCGGCAAGGCUAAUGGGUCUCCCUUCUCACCACCUCUCGCCCAUGCCCAAAGUGCAUCACAGGUGCCUCCUGAUCACACAACCCCCUUCACUCCUCUCAACCGAAUCCCAACCGCACCCCAACUGCACACCUACCCAGAAGAACCCUCGGAGCCCCAAGCAGCUUCGCCGCGAGCCGUUCAACCGCCUCUCCCUCCAAUCCCUGACGAACAAACCACCCCAUUGAGCCCAAAGAAGAGUGAUCACCAACUACGGAAAGAACGUCGGGCGAUAGAGAAAGAGAAGGAGAAGAACGAAAGAAAUCGCCAGAAAGAGCAGGAGAUGUACAACCGAGAAAUGCAGCGACGAGAGGCAGAGGAGUUGAGAAGAGCCAUCGAGGCCAGCAAAGCCGACACAGCCGACCUCGCUGCUGAAAAUGGAUCACCAAGGAAGUCGACCGGGUUCGGCUUUUUGAAACGAGGCAGCCGAAGUUUCAGCCACCGACUCAGCAAGGAGAAAGAGCCCCGAGUCUCCAUGUCUGACAUGGCGACAGCGCCGCUCCUUGCAGAAGCCGUGCCAGAAGCAUCCCUCGAGACAGAGCCGCCAGUCCAGUCGCCUGUUUCCCCGAGACAUUUCCCUCCCAUCUCCCACCCUAAGCAACCCAAACAACCCAUCCGGACCUCGGAGCCCCUGGCCAAAGACCUAGCCAAAGACCUGGUCAAAGACCAACCCACCAACCACACGCGGCCCGGCCAUACCCCUCGAUGGAGAUCUUUCAGUUUCAAGAAGGUGGCAUGA